CGAUUCAUAGACGCUCAUGUGAAUCAACACACAACAAACUGACAGUGCAAGCGAGAGACGGACGCAGCGAGGCGAGCGAUGGAUAUGUACCUAAUUAAACUGGAUAUUUCUGAGAUUUAAUAAGAGAAAUAUAAAGUGCGGAUAUUUUGGAGCGUCCUGCAAGAUUUUUUCCGUAUAUUCUGAGGUGAAUUUGUGGACAUAUUCGUUUGAAUCCUGUGAGCUCCACAAAUGCUAGCAGUAUUAGCCGGCUAAGCUAAUUAUGUUAACGUUAUAGACCGUAAACAGCCUGUGAACGAGCAGAUGUAGUUAACUGUCCGCGUUGUUUUUAUUGUUAUAAAACUCACUAGUUAUUGCGUCAUCGGCUGGUCAGAGCAAAAAGAAAGACGUACAGAAAGGAAGCUAACGGACGCUAGCUGAGGACGCUAGCUGAGGACGCUAGCUUGGACGCUAGCUUGGACGCUAGCUUGGACGCUAGCUUGGACGCUAGCUUGUCCUGGAUGAAUUUAUUCGGUUUUAUGACACACGGUGAACAUCUUGGAGCUAGCGGAGGUUUGCUGGACUUUGUGGCUCUGAUGUGAGCAGGAUGGGCACUCAGGGCAGCCCGGUGAAGAGCUACGACUACCUGCUGAAGUUCCUGCUGGUUGGAGACAGUGAUGUGGGGAAAGGUGAGAUCCUGGACAGCCUGCAGGACGGAUCUGCUGAGAGUCCAUACGCCUACAGCAGCGGUAUCGACUACAAGACCACAACAAUCCUGCUGGACGGACGGAGGGUGAAGCUUGAGCUGUGGGACACUUCAGGCCAAGGCCGCUUCUGUACCAUUUUCCGUUCCUACUCCAGAGGUGCACAGGGCAUCCUGUUGGUGUACGACAUCACUAACCGCUGGUCCUUCGAUGGGAUCGACCGCUGGAUCCGAGAGAUUGAUGAGCACGCCCCCGGGGUUCCUCGGAUCCUGGUGGGGAACCGACUACACUUGGCAUUCAAGCGUCAGGUUCCCACAGAGCAGGCUCGCUCCUAUGCUGAGAAAAACGCCAUGACCUUCUUCGAAGUCAGUCCGCUCUGCAACUUCAACGUCAUCGAGUCGUUCACGGAGCUGUCGCGCAUCGUGCUCAUGAGACACGGAAUGGAGAAGUUCUGGAGGCCCAACCGAGUGUUCAGCUUGCAGGACCUGUGCUGUCGCGCCAUCGUCUCGUGCACACCGGUGCACCUGAUAGACAAGCUUCCGCUCCCCGUCGCCAUUAAGAGUCACUUGAAAUCCUUCUCCAUGGCCAACGGGAUGAACGCCGUCAUGAUGCACGGACGAUCCUACUCACUGGCAAACAGCGGCGGCAGCAAAGGCAACAGCUUGAAACGCUCCAAAUCCAUCCGGCCGCCGCAGAGCCCACCUCAGAACUGCACCCGCAGCAACUGUAAAAUCUCCUAGCCUGGAAAAGUGGGUGGAAGGAUCCAAACCCUGCCCCUAAAUGCUCCCUCAGAACUCUCGGGAGGACACAGAUCACAUCUGGUGCAGGCAUAAUACUUACUACAACAUGUACACCUACCCACAGAGCUUUCUGAACACGUCCUGCAUCCGUCUGGUGGAGAAACUGCCCAAAGACCUUGAGAUGGUUAAGGGUCUUCAGUCAGCUUGUUAAGCUUUAGUUUGUUAACAGCAUGUUUUGCAGUUCCUGAAAAGAGUUCGGACAAACUCACCAGAGAUUUCGCCACUUCUGGGGAACGAACCUGGCCGUGCCACGCAUGCUACGCUACACCACGGUUUAGAAGUGCUAGCAUACCUGUGAAUUGCACUGUGAGGUGGCGGUUCACUCGCAUGCACUAUGAAGAACACAGUGUGUGACUGCAUUUCAUUUGAUUUUCUUCUCCUACCCUCAGCCAUAUACAGAAACACCACACGUGAUGUUGAGCGUCUCCUCAGGGGACCGUCUGACUCCAUUCCACUGCUUUUUUCCUUCUUACCCCUUAAAAAAAAACAACCCUGCAUAUUUUUUUUUUAAUUACGUAACACCUGCCUGUCUUGAUUCUUGCCCCUAAACAGCCCUUUAUGCCAAACCAUUUACAGUCUCAUCUUGCGUAGCUCAAAUAAUUCAGUGCAUUUGAGUGAAACCUCCCCAAUGUAUCUGACUGUAGUGUUUGUGUGAUUGACACAAAUUUCAACAUGGUUCCCUGAAUUAAAUAACAAUUACAGUAGAAGUCUUUGAGUAGUUCUGAACUGUUGUUCAUAAACAAAUAUUCCCUCAAAUAUAAAACCUGUUUUAGCUGGAAUUCUACAGUAAAAGUGGUACUUUACAUGUUCCUCAAAGUUUGUCGUUUCCAUGCACCAGCAGAGCGACACCUAUGUGCAGAUUUUCCUUCAGAAAAACAAGGAAUAUUUCGACAGAGUUAAAACUUCACUUACAAAUAGACACCUGGAUAAAUAAAACAGGUUUACUGGGGAUUAGUUUCCCCCUCAGAGAAGGGAAUCAUGUUGAUUCUCGUCACACACUACAGGUGUGGGGGAAAAAAUGCUGGAGUAUUUCCUUAAAUGAACUGAAUCGAUUUGACACUUUACCUUAAUGUCUUUGUUACUCUAAAAAUCUGUCUUCUUCACAAUGCAUGGUUUUCGAUCACUUUUCAGCAGAAUAUAAAUAUGGCGAUUCCACGAUUGAUUUAAAAAAAAAACCACAGAGCGAAGAACUUAUAAAUAUUAAGGCCAAGCUGUAUAUCAAUAUGGAAAAAAAAAAAGCAAUCAGAAAAGGACCUCCAUGAUGACCUAAUUAUUUAUGAAUCUGGUGAAAGGGGCAGCAAUUUCUUUUUAAUCCUGAUGCAUAAUGAAUUCCCUAUUUUGCAAAUCUGCAGAUCUUCAAGUCACCCUUAAACACUGCAUAGAGUCUUCAGGUUCUCUCUCUAUAGCUAUCUCAGGGAUUUUGCUCAAAACCUCCGCAGUCGAAUAAAUGUGCCACGUCAUAAAUAAGAAUGAUGCUUUACAGUUUACGUGCUUGCGUUUGGAGAGAAACAAAGUGAAGCAGGAGGCCUUCACGUGAUCCGUCCUCUUUAGCUAAGAAGUGAUAGAAUCUGGGGAGAAUGUAUGUUUAGAGAGGCGAUUGUUCCCGUUAUUGUUCAGUACACAGUUUAAAUCGAUCUACAGUCACUUUUCAGCUGUAACGUUCAUUCUGGAGGGCUGUGACAUAGUUAGUAAAAGUCCUUGGGUUUUGUAAUGCGAGUCUUUGUUUUAUUUGGUUUUGUGACGCAUCUAGUUUAAUCUUUGUCUUUUCUGAACCUCUUUAAAAUGUUUUUAAAAUCAAAGUUCGUUUUCCAGACACAGAUUAAACCUGUAAAUGAAUAAAUCAUAUCAUAACUGAUAACAUUUUGGUUUAAUAUUAAUCUCCAGGUUUAACCUGUGUGUGGAAAAGGUUCCUGAUGUCCUGCAGGUUUGGAUGAAUAAACUGAAAGGGACGAACAAUGUGAAUGCAGUCAGCACACAGUUGUAAACACUAUUUUUUUUUCUCCUUGGGUGUAAGCUAAAAGCUGCUGAGUAAUUUAAAGAAUCAUAAAAAUGUUCUUGGAACGAUGAACCGAACCAUUUUUAAAUUAUUGACUGUACAGUUCUUUGUGUAUGGAAUAAAAUGACACCUUUUUCACAAUAAAAAAAAAAAAUCGACAGUA
Molecule: messenger RNA, 3639 nt
Organism: Tachysurus fulvidraco (yellow catfish)
Lineage: Eukaryota; Metazoa; Chordata; Actinopteri; Siluriformes; Bagridae
Gene: rab40c
Product: RAB40c, member RAS oncogene family
Exons: 7
Coding region: 584-1420 (278 amino acids)
Biological process (GO): intracellular signal transduction; protein localization to plasma membrane
Cellular component (GO): plasma membrane; synaptic vesicle; endosome
Molecular function (GO): GTPase activity; GTP binding
Source: RefSeq, a predicted model, not a curated record